Messenger RNA from Paramacrobiotus metropolitanus, 1225 nucleotides. Its product is annotated as BTB/POZ domain-containing protein 2-like. Gene Ontology annotation, cellular component: cytosol. The transcript is spliced from 7 exons. The coding region runs from base 143 to 1225 and encodes 360 amino acids. Lineage: Eukaryota; Metazoa; Tardigrada; Eutardigrada; Parachela; Macrobiotidae. The record is from RefSeq and is a predicted model, not a curated record. Gene Ontology annotation, molecular function: protein binding. Gene Ontology annotation, biological process: neurogenesis.
UAUCUGCUGUAGCACAGAUUUACGCUAUUGAAACCAGAGAACAAAAGUAUCCGAGCCCAGUGUAUAGCAAAGGUCACUGGCCAGCUACUAAAACUGCUAUUUUUCAGCUGUUAUUCAGGGUUAAUUUAACUGACUUUAUGUGAUGUCUGCCCACUGCACAGCCUCCGGGGCCAGCGACUGGCGAUGCACAAGCCCUGGGAUUAGCAAUCUGCUGCAGCAAGUGUUGGCCAAUGGACAGAUGAGCGAUGUGAAAUUUGCAGUCGGACACGAGCACGGGGCGGUGAGAGUCUUUCCCGCUCACAAAUUUAUCCUCAGCCUGAACAGUGACGUUUUUGAUGCAAUGUUCAAUGGGGAACUAGCAGAAAGCGCUACAGAGCCUAUCAAAAUUCCUGAGGUACUGCCAGAGGCAUUCGCUGUUAUGCUCCAAUACAUGUACACUGGUUCAGCCGAGCGGCACCUCCAGCCAGAAAAUCUUUUCCAAACUAUUUACUGCGCCGACAAGUACAACUUGCCGAUGUCGCUGGAAGCGUGUCUGAAAUUCGCCCGCAGCCAACUGAAAAUUGACAACUGCUUGAUGUUUCUGGAAAACAUUAGCCGUUUUAUGCAUAAUGCUGCUACGGGUGCCUUUGUGGAGAAGUGCCUGGCAAUGGUGGAUGCUUCCGCCACAACCAUUUUCCAGUCGGACGAGUUUGCUGCAAUCGGUGAGGACACGUUGGAUAUGAUUUUACAACGUGACACGUUGCUGGCGGAUGAACACACCAUUUAUACGGCUGUGGAAAGAUGGGCUGUAGAAGCAUGCCAGAAAAAUAAAUUGGAUCCAUCCAGCAUCAACCGGCGCAAAAUGCUCGGCACCGCAGUUUUUCAUAUCCGAUUUCCGCUGCUCACGGAUUCUCAGCUGGCCAACGGCCCCGUCAAAACUGGCCUGCUGCUUGAAAGUGAAAUCGUGGCGCUGUAUCAGUAUAAACAUGCCAUACCGAAACCGCCGCUGCCCUUUCCUGUUGAGCCACGAAAGGGAUUAUUCUUCAGUUUUCGGCUCUCGGAGCGAGUUUUUGUUUAUAUCGAUAAUCAGAAUUGGUGUCCGGGUGCGGUUGUGGACAUUACGGAAUCUGGCAUUACCGUCAUGCUACGCCGCGGACUGAUUAGUAUAACCACACCGGACAAUGUGGUGGCCGACACACGAUUCGAUACGUUCCCUGCGUACCGGGACAGCUCGUUCAAGGCGUAG